ACUCCGAUGAAUUACGCCGCAAAAUACGCGAAUCUAGAGACGAUUAUUACUCUAUUGAAACGAGGUGCUCGAUUGGAUAUUAAAAAUGAGGUAGAAGUUAUGCCUAUCGAUAAUAUCUACGCAGAGGAUUUAGAAGAACAUUUAGAUAGCUGUAUAAAAAAGCGAUCAUUCCUUUUUCAGGAAUGUGAAGAAUCGAAGGUUUUAACAUUCGAUUAUACAACGUUGUUUUCUGUUAAAUCGUCAGAAACAGAAGUAAUCCUGCGUAUAGGUAAAAAUCCCAAACUGCAUCAUUUAUUACAUCACCCGAUUAUUUCGACGAUAUUCUAUCUUAAGUGUUUUAAAAUGAAACGGUUAUUUAGGAUUAAUUGUGUAUUUCAUUCGUUGUUUGUGGCCUAUUUAAUCGGUCAUAUUUGUACUGAAAGAUAUACCGAUAAUAAUUAUGGUUUUAUCUAUCUAUUAAGCAUUACUUAUGUUAUAUUCCUCAUAAAAGAAUUUCUACAAAUGUACUUACAUACUUACGAUUACAUAAUGGACCCGGAAAAUUAUUUAGAUAUUUUUAUAUUGUUUUCAACAGGUUAUUAUAAUGAAAUAUUCGCCGCAGCUAUUUUCUCGUCUUCACUUAAAAUGAUGUUUUUAAUUGCUCGAAUUCUGCAUUUUUCCACUUACGUUUCCAUUCUUAAAACGGUUUCGUGGAAUUUUUUUAAAUUUGUAUUAUGGGCUUCAAUUUUACUUGUGGCCUUCACUUUUGCAUUUUACGUUAUUUAUCGUAAAUCAUACAAAAAUAGUACUGAACAUAAAAACGAAAAAUUUUUUGAUAAUUCAAUUUCAACAUAUAUUAAAGUAAUCGCGAUGUUUUCGGGCGAACUUGAUACUGGAUCGUUAUUACAAGACGGAAAUUUAAGCUCACUUUUAGACAUAAUAAUUUUCGUAUUUUUUAAUUUCUUCGUAACAAUAACACUUUCUAACGUAAUCAACGGUUUGGCUGUUAGCGAUAUUCAGACGAUAAAAGCAAAAGCUGAAAUCUUAAAUGUGAUAGAGCGAAUCAAUCGCGUAGCAAAACUGGAAAUGGUGCUACGUGAUAAUAAUGUUUUAUCAAAAUUUUUAAGAAUUUUCGUUCGUGAUAUCAUGUCAAUUCAUGAUUGUUCCACAUGUAUUUGGUUAAAUCGAAAGAUCUCUAUGUUUUCCGAAAAUCGCAUAUCGAUCUUUUCUUAUACCAACGGAACGCAUCAUCAUAUAUCAAUGAAACUUUCAGCUUCAACAUGUCGAAUUGUGAACGAAUGUGGACAUUAUAGUCCACCUCAAAUAUCUUUCAAUAGAAACAUUAUUAGAAGUACUGAAAAUAUUAUUUCAAGACGUUCGAGGAAAUAAAUUAUUUCUAAUAUAAUAUCUAAGACAUAGAUACUGCGCAAUGAAGAAUUCGAAAAUUUUUUAUGUUUGUUAAUAUCGUAAUUAUUAAUUUUAUUGUAUGAAACAAAAACGAAAUUAUUGUGUUCUGUUUGUUUAAUAUCGCUGUUUGUUAAACUAUUUAAUAAUAGUUUAACUAGUUUCAUUUUAGCUGCUUUUAUAUUUUGCUUAAUAUACUUUUAU
Molecule: messenger RNA, 1587 nt
Organism: Onthophagus taurus
Lineage: Eukaryota; Metazoa; Arthropoda; Insecta; Coleoptera; Scarabaeidae
Source: RefSeq, a predicted model, not a curated record